UUCACUUUCAAUUCAUUCCUCAAUCAGACAAAUAUCCCAUUGUCUUUUGUGCAGCGCUCAUCAGUGAGCAGAGCAUUCUCAUUCACUCGCACACAGGAGAAAAAUGUCGGCAAGCCUCAGGUGUACUUCCCUCUUGCUCCUCCUUUCCUUGCAUCUUUUCAUCACUUUCUCUGACAUGGCUGAGGGUGCUAAGUUUCGUGCUUCAGAUUGCAAACCAAAAUGUACAUAUCGUUGCUCAGCAACAUCACACAAGAAGCCUUGCAUGUUCUUCUGCUUGAAGUGCUGCGCCAAAUGCCUUUGUGUUCCUCCUGGAACUUAUGGUAAUAAGCAAGUCUGCCCUUGCUACAAUAAUUGGAAGACCAAGGAAGGAGGUCCCAAGUGCCCUUGAGCACUAUGCUUUCACAAUAUCUUAUCAAUAAAAUACAUAUAGCCUCUACCUUUGUUGUUUAUUUUUAUUUUUAUUUUUAUUUUUAAAACCCAAUUCAUAUAAUUACAUUUGCUUUCUUUCUAAGAUAAAAGUUUAAUUACCAUUAGUAUUCUCGCA
Hevea brasiliensis (rubber tree) is the source of this 544-nucleotide messenger RNA. RefSeq names its product protein RSI-1. The record is from RefSeq and is a predicted model, not a curated record. Lineage: Eukaryota; Viridiplantae; Streptophyta; Magnoliopsida; Malpighiales; Euphorbiaceae. The transcript has 3 exons. The coding region runs from base 104 to 388 and encodes 94 amino acids.